Molecule: messenger RNA, 1497 nt
Organism: Corylus avellana
Lineage: Eukaryota; Viridiplantae; Streptophyta; Magnoliopsida; Fagales; Betulaceae
Cellular component (GO): membrane
Source: RefSeq, a predicted model, not a curated record
AUGUCCAACCCAAAUGGGGUUCUUCUUCUUCUUCCUUUUCUUCUCUUCUUGGUUUCCACCUCCUUGUUUUCACCAAAAUGGGCUGCGUCCGGGUCGCCUACUGGGGAUCCCAACUUCAAGAGGCCCGAUCCUCUGCGCCACUUCCAUUACUACAAUGGAGCCUACGAUGUUAGGAACAAGCAUUACUGGGUUUCUGCGGCAUUUACAGGAGUCCAUGGCUAUGCAAUUGCGGGAGUUUGGUUGCUAUGUGGGCUGGGAUUUGCCAUCUUCGUCGCCAUAAAGAAGCCAAGCAGCAGCUCUUGGCCAUUUUUAAAGCAUCUGGAUCAUCAUUAUUUCCUAAUGUUCUUGCUGGUCCUGCUCUUCACCUUUCUUGCCGUAGUUGCAUCCAGCUUCGUCCUGGCAGCAAAUCAGAGCACCUUAUGGAGAACGGAGAAGAUGAAAAGAACCAUUCUCAAAAUGGGAGGAGAUGCCCGUCACACCAUCAAGCAAAUAAUAAAGGCAAUGACAGAAAUGCAAACAAUUUUACUUCCAUAUGAUCCAACCACGUCUCUGAGCUUGAACAUUACCACCCAUCGACUUGGGAAAGAAUCGCGUGUCAUCCUGGGUUUUGUUCACAAAAGUGGGCAUUCCAUUGACCAGGCAAUUCAUACUUCGUACAUAGCUCAUCUUGUGAUUGUAACUAUCAACUUGGUCAUGUUGGUUGCUGCACUAGUUCUGCUCUUGUUGCAUUGGCAUCCCGGAUUCAUAACAAUAAUCUUUUGCUGCUGGAUCUUAACAACUCUAUGCUGGGUUUUGACCGGCAUUGAUUUCUUCCUUCACACCUUCGCAGAAGAUACAUGUUCAGCUUUUUCAGAUUUUGAACAAAACCCACAUGAUAAUAGUCUGAGCUCGUUGCUGCCGUGCAUGGAUUCAUCAUCCUCAGGAAAGAUAAUGGUUGGAAUUGGCCACACUGUCCAUUCUUUUAUAGACGAGUUGAAUUCUAAAGUAACAGAGUAUUAUAGGUUUCUUGGACUAGAUGAACAAAGCGAGGAUUUAGUUGGGGUUAUAAAGAUUUGUGAACCUUUCUCGGGAGCACCUAACUACACCUACACGCCGGAAAGCUGCCCAAAAGAUGCUAUUGCAGUUGGCGACUUACCACAUGUUCUUGGUAGGUUCACCUGCUUCCAAUAUAACUCCAGCGAGGAAUGCCAAAGCAAUGGAAAGUUUCUUCCUGAGGCCUCUUACGACAUGGUCUCGGCUUAUAGCCGUUGUGUCCAAUAUUUGCUAGAUAUAUAUCCAGAUUUGAAGAGUUUGACAGAAUGCAACUUUGUCAAGGACAGAUUUUCUGAUGUUGUUUCGCAUCAAUGCAGGCCAUUUAGGGUUUCAAUACGAUUAUUAUGGUCAUCAAUGCUCUCUCUUUCCAUUGUCAUGGUGAUUUUGGUUUUAAUUUGGGUGGCAAAAGCAUAUCAAGACAGAGGAAGAUGCUUCUCUAUAUGUUCCAUCAAACCCCAAUCCUAG